AUGCAUCUCGCAGCCUUUCUCUCCUCCGUCCUUCUUGCUGCCUCUGUGGCAGCAAAGACGGUCUUUUCUGAACUGGCCGUAGACGGUGUAGCUGAAGGCCAUGCCAUUGGCAUCCGUGUUCCUUCUAGUAACGCUGCCAUUACCGAUAUUACCUCGGACAAUAUUAUUUGCAACACCAACUUCAUUACCCCAGUUUCGACGGUGGUCAUCCCUGUCAAUGCCGACAGUCAGGUUACCGCUCAGUUCCACAAAACGUCGGCCGGGUAUCUCGGGGCUGAUCCUGCUGACCCUCUCGACCCCACUAACAAAGGCCCCGUCCUUGCCUAUCUCGCGGCCGUCCCUUCCGCGACUCAGCCCACUGUGACAGGACUGAAGUGGUUUAAGAUCUGGCAAGAUGGAUAUGACAGCACUACUCACCAGUGGGGCUCCGACCACCUUUUCAUCAACGGUGGCAAUGCGACUUUUACCAUCCCGUCGUGCACCGCAUCUGGUCAGUAUUUGCUCCGAGUUGAAUCGAUUGCCCUCCACCAAGCGACCUCCUACCCUGGAGCCCAAUUCUAUAUGAGCUGUGCUCAGCUUGCGAUCACUGGGUCUUCUUCGCCCGCGACUGCUGCUACUGUUUCAUUUCCCGGAGCCUACCGUUCUACCGAUCCUGGCAUCGUCACCUCGAUCUUUGGCCUCUCCAGCUACACCCCACCAGGCCCAACUGUAUUCACUUGUUGA
Molecule: messenger RNA, 723 nt
Organism: Cyclocybe aegerita
Lineage: Eukaryota; Fungi; Basidiomycota; Agaricomycetes; Agaricales; Hemipholiotaceae
Source: the annotation of a GenBank genome assembly